Messenger RNA from Annulohypoxylon maeteangense, 2393 nucleotides. RefSeq names its product CBD9-like protein. Bases 704 to 1861 code for a protein of 385 amino acids. The record is from RefSeq and is a predicted model, not a curated record. NCBI's taxonomy places the organism in Eukaryota, Fungi, Ascomycota, Sordariomycetes, Xylariales, Hypoxylaceae. The transcript is spliced from 3 exons.
AGGCCCGGCGCUGCCUAGAUAAUACGAUGGAAGCGUCCCAAGCCGCUAAGGGGAUACUGCCCAACGUUGAAAUAUGUAUAGCGAUACAGUAAGUGUGUUGAUAGACUUGGGUGAUAAGCCGCAGAUCAAUGUAUCUACGGCUUUGGUGUGUACAAGGGGACCAAGACUAUGAUCCUGGGUCUUCUAGACCUUCACUUUCCUCUAUUAUGACAUGCAUAGACAAGGGAGACCACUACCGUUUCUGAUAUCAGUCUAUAUAUAACCUCCUUUCCCACUCACUAAUUCCCGUCUUACCUACCUAGGUGUGUCUGCUCACUUACGGAUAAAGCUAUAUCGACCUUGAGGACCUAGCAGAAUUUGACUUUCACUCAGCGCAACUCCAAAACGUUAAAACGGUAUACGCGUUCGACGCCGAGGGCCGCAUAGUCGUCGCACGAGCACGAUUACAUCAUCGAGGCGUCCGAGGGGUGGAGGAGAAAGAUCUGUGUGGUGAGACAGAGAAGCUUUGCGGAGCAUAACGAUCGAGUUUAUAACUUAAAAAUACCCGUCGACGCAUAAUCUGAGACGGUGACGCGGAAGUCUACCUCCUUAAUUCCCCCAAGGACGAAAAUUUCGGGCGCAGAAUCCGUCGGUUUCGUUGCGAGAUCCAACAUUGUCGGCUACGUCUUAUACGAAAAGCAUAGUGAAUAGAGAAGCACUCGAGAUGAUUGUCUCGUACUUGGCCUCCGCGGCGCUGUCCGCGAUAUUCUACAGUAGCCUCGCCUCCGCCGAACCGGUGCAAUACUGCCCAGUAGAAGACAUAUGCUACCAAGUAGCAGUGCCGACAUCCUCCGCCGAUUCGAACGGGGGCAACAUCUACCUACAGCUACGCGCACCAACAUCAUACUCAUGGGUAGCCUUCGGAACAGGGUCCGCAAUGGCAGACUCGAACAUCUUCGUGAUGUACUCAUCCGGCACGGGGAACGUAACCGUAUCAGCGCGCGCCGGGACAGGACACACGAUGCCGCGACACAACGCGAUGAUCCAGCUGGAGCUUCUCGGGGGCAGCGGGCUGACGAACAACGACGGGACGAUGAUCGCGAACCUGCGGUGCGGGAACUGCGGGUCGUGGCCGGGCGGGUCCGUAAGCCUGUCCUCGCAAUCGGCGUCGUGGAUCGCCGCGUGGAAGGAGGGGGCUGCGAUCGACAGCACCGACACCGACGCCGCGAUCCGGUACCACGACGCGCAUGACGCAUGGACGUUCGAUCUGACGCAGGGCGUGGUGACUGAUGACUCGAACCCGUUCUUAGGAGUCCGGCAGUUCGAUAAUAAUAACCGGGGUGUGGGCCGGGGUAGUUUCGCGGACCCGCGGACGUUGGUUCUGGGACACGGCAUCAUUAUGGCCGUCGUCAUGGUGCUUCUGUAUCCCCUGGGCUCGUCGCUUAUGCCGCUUUUCGGGAAAUGGAUUCUGCACGCCUCGUGGCAGUUCCUGGCUUUCCUGCUCAUGUGGGCUGGGUUUGGGUUGGGUAUUGUGGCUUCGCAGCGCAUUCGCCUUGACUUCAACUCAACACACACGCUCCUAGGCACGGUCGUCGUCUGUCUGAUGGUCGUACAGCCCGUGCUUGGCUGGGUGCACCACAGAUACUUCGUCAAGAACCAAACCCGAGGUCUAGUGUCGCACGCUCAUAUCUGGUACGGCCGAGCUCUGCUCAUCAUGGGCGUAGUGAAUGGCGGGCUCGGUCUGCAGCUAGCAGACGCCUCCCAGACCUUCGUGAUCGCGUACUCGGUCGUUGCUGGCAUUAUGUUCGCUGUCUACAUCGCUGCCGCCGUGUUCGGUGAAUUCCGACGUCGCAGACGCAUUGAACAAGAGAAGAGUUUCUGAUCUGAUCACUUCUGAUCCGGGUUAAGGUGUGUUGGGGAUAUGAGAGAUAUAUGGGAUGGUGGGGAUACUUAUAAACUUCUUGGGUGUUUAGAUAGGGGUUGGACUUGCAAAAGAAAUGGGUAGGGUAUACACAUACACACGAGAGACUGGAUAUCACUUACCUAUCCAUGUCCUGUCUUUAUCGGUCUAGCUUAACGACCUGGGUUUAUGUUCCAUGAGGUUGUUAUGGGUUACGUUAUUAUAUUUUAGAUAAUAUUGCUUUAAUGAUACUCGACGAUUCAUGUAGUUGACUUAUACCCGAUGUGUAGACUCUUGAAAUUGGGUAAAGAUUCAGGGUGGUGAUUGCUAGGGAUAUCACGUGAACCGUGAAUCAAUACUGAGUGCUCAGGUAGGUACAAUACCUUUUGGAUUGGCCAUCGUCCACGGUCCAUUUCGUAAUAAUAGAUAUGUAUCGGCUAAUACGUAAUAUAGCGUAUUAUCCAUCAUAUGUUGAACAGGAAUUAGAAGGUCCAGUAGAAAAAGUCAGUGAGUC